Messenger RNA from Megalobrama amblycephala (Wuchang bream), 512 nucleotides. Its product is annotated as histone H3. The coding region runs from base 18 to 428 and encodes 136 amino acids. The transcript has a single exon. Gene Ontology annotation, molecular function: DNA binding; protein heterodimerization activity; structural constituent of chromatin. Gene Ontology annotation, cellular component: nucleosome. NCBI's taxonomy places the organism in Eukaryota, Metazoa, Chordata, Actinopteri, Cypriniformes, Xenocyprididae. The record is from RefSeq and is a predicted model, not a curated record.
AGCUGAGCUCCUUAGAAAUGGCAAGAACAAAGCAGACCGCUCGUAAAUCUACUGGAGGAAAAGCCCCGAGGAAGCAGCUGGCCACUAAAGCUGCUCGUAAGAGCGCACCAGCUACCGGUGGCGUCAAGAAGCCUCAUCGUUACAGGCCCGGUACCGUGGCACUGAGAGAGAUUCGCCGUUAUCAGAAAUCCACUGAACUGCUGAUUCGUAAACUGCCAUUCCAGCGUCUGGUGAGAGAAAUCGCUCAAGAUUUCAAGACGGAUCUUCGCUUCCAGAGCUCAGCUGUCAUGGCCCUGCAGGAGGCUAGUGAGGCUUAUUUGGUCGGUCUGUUUGAAGACACCAACUUGUGCGCCAUCCACGCCAAGAGGGUCACCAUCAUGCCCAAAGACAUUCAGCUGGCCCGCCGCAUUCGCGGAGAGCGCGCUUAAAUUUAUAGUCAUAAAAACCCAAAGGCUCUUUUAAGAGCCACCUCAAUGUCUUUAUGAAAGACUAUUUUUCUUUACUUGAACUUU